AUGGAUGCUCUGCAAGUUAUUGCUUCUGCAACACAGAUAGUUUCAAGCAUGGUAAGUGCUAUAUCUGCAUUAGAACAAGCAUCUAGAAAUUUCGAUGAAGCUCCAAAGAGAAUUCGGAGCUUAGAGGAAUUUGUCUGUGAUCUUGAAAACUUGAGUCGCCGAAUUAAGCAAAAACAUGUCAACAAGCUUCAUAAUCCUCAAUUAGAUUACCAAAUCCAAAGCUUGAAUUCCCUGAUAGAACGCCUACGUCCAAAUAUCAGCAAGGCCAGGAGAAUGGUGUCAAAAAAUAAGGUUAAGAACAUAGCUAAGGUAGUUUGGACUUCUAUGGCUGGAGAUCCACUUGAGAGACUAGUAAACUCAAUAAGGGAUGACUUGAAUUGGUGGCUUGAUUCUCAAACAAUGGUUCACCAUGUUGAGAAAGCAAUAGAAUCAACUGCACAAGACACCUCAGUUCAACUGAAAAUCAAGACCGAACAAGGCUACCCAGUUUCGAGUAAAUGUUAUUUUGUGAGGGAUUUACUGGAACAAGAUGGUUCUCAUCGAGUCAUUCUAAUUGUUGGGCUAUCUGGUAUUGGGAAGUCUUUUUUGGCUCGUCAAGUAGCUUCUGAUCCUCCAGAGAAAUUCAUGGAUGGUGCAGUUGAACUUGCUUUUGGCCAAUGGUGCAGUAGAGCUGCUUGCAACAGAAGUAUAGGUGAAUACCAGAGGCGCUUGGCAAGAAAACUGUGUAAAUUUCUGGUGCAGAUCGGAUUUUGGAAGAAGAUUAAGGAUGAAUGUUCUGGAGACCUUGAAUAUAUUGGUUGUUUGCUUCAACAAGCCUUGUAUGGGAAGAGCAUUCUUAUUCUUCUCGAUGAUGUAUGGGAGCAGGAUAUCAUUGAGAGAUUUGCAAAGUUAUAUGAUAAUGAUUGCAAGUACCUUGUCACAACAAGAAAUGAAGCUGUCUAUGAAAUAACAGAAGCUGAAAAGGUGGAACUAAGCAAAGACGACAUAAAGGAGAUAAGCAUGGAAGUUCUUCUCUACCAUAGCCUCCUAGGCAAAGAAGAGUUACCGCAUGUAGCGGAAAGCUUACUAGAGCAUUGUGGCCACCACCCUCUGACAGUUGCUGUUAUGGGAAAGGCUCUCAGAAAAGAAAUGAGAGCUGAUAAAUGGGCACAGGCCAUCACCAACUUAUCCACCUUCGCUACAUGUGCACCCGGUCCUGUAUCGUAUGUGAACGAAAAAGAAGCUGAGAAUGCAGUAACCAUUUUUGGGUCCUUUGAGUUCAGUCUAGAUGCAAUGCCUGGAGACUCUCGAAAGCUCUUCAUUGCUCUAUCGGCUCUUUCAUGGGUAGAACCUGUACCAGAAGCUUGUGUUGAGGCUGUCUGGUCAGUUCUUGGGCAGGAGACCUUGUUCCCUCUCAUAGUAUGCAAGCUUGUUGAAGGCUCUUUGCUUAUGAAAAUCGAUACAGAUCCCUUAUACUUGGUACAUGACAUGGUGGCUCUGUACCUUGGUAGCAAGUCAAACGAUUCGGUGGAGAUACUACUAAAUGAAUCCACACCUGAAGAAACUGCAUUCAUCUGCCCUUGGCUUCUUAUAUUUGGGAAAGAGAAAGUAAAAAGUUUUGCUGAAAAGAAAAUAGUGCAUUUCCUCAAUGCUUUUGAGGAAAAGCAGGUGAUUAUCACAUUAAAGGCCUCUAUCCAGGCUCUAAUGGCUAGCAAAUCCAUUUCUGAACUUGAAGAAAGUAGAGCAAGCUUUAGUAGCUUAUUGGGUCCUAGGACUGCAGACCUGAUCUCUACAGAAUCACAGAGUCUGAUUGCUGUAUCUGCACAGGCCAUCACCACUGUAUUUAGCAAGAAUGAUUAUUGCAAUUAUUUUCCAUCCCUUGAAGCUACUGGUGCAGUCAGCAAGUUGACAAUAAUCUUAGAAACUUGUGAGGACCCUUUGAUCCAAACAGAUAUUUCAAUUGUCCUCGCAAAGCUUGCAGAAUUCGGAAGCCCAAACACAGUCGAGAAGGUGCUCUGGAGCAUUCCAUUCAGUCGUUUGGCCAAUUUGCUCUCUCCAACUGCUGAGGAAUGGCAUGAGAGCAUGUUUACCAUAUUGAUGUCGUUAACCAAAUCUGGGAAAUCGAAAGCCGUCGAGAGAAUGCUUGCUUUUGAGAUUGAUAAGAAUCUUCUUUUGCUCCUUGCGAAUGGAUCUGAAGUAGCUCAACAUCAUGCCAUAGUUGCAUUGAAGGCAUUUUAUGAGUUGGGAGGCCCUCAUGUGUUAAGGUCUCUUGAACCCACAAAUCUAAACGUUUUGCCAUGGCAAGCUAGACAUUAUUUGGAAAGAUUUGCUUUGAAAGAUCAAAAUGUGCCCCUUCUACCGAAGUCGCAAACUUUUGAAGAUGUCAUUCAUAAGGUACUAGACAGAGAUAACGAGAUGGUAUUGGAGGCAAUGCAAGAUCUCAUACCAGUUGUGGAGAAAGCAGGAGAACCAGGAUUCAGAGACAUGAUUACAAAAAGUCCACUAAUCAAACGGCUUUCCGAACUCUUGCAGCCCGGACAGUAUGAACAAAAUUCAAUGAUUUCUCAAUCUGCUUUUCUAUUGACGAAGCUAGCUUGCUCUGGUGGAGAACCCUGCAUUAAAAAGUUUCUAGAGUAUGAUAUUGUACCCAAACUAGUUAAGAUGAUGCAUUGCAGCAUUGCAGAAUUGCAGGAUGCAGCCUACACAGCACUACACCAGAUGCUUUUUGGAAGUGGUGGCGCUCUCGUUUUGAACCAAAUCCUUAAGAUGGGUCUCAUAGAGAGGAUGGUUCAAUCACUGGAGAGCAAAUCAAUGAAGACCCGGGAAGUGAACAUGCGGUGCUUCUUAGAUAUUGUGGAGCUCGGAAACAAAUCCUGCAUAGAGCUCAUGUUUUCUUUGCUAGUGGUGGAGAAGCUUGUGAAAAUAGAAAAGGCUAGUGCGGGGUCUGGGGAAACCUUGCUUGGAUUUCUGAAGGGCAUAGAUAAGUGUAAGCACCUUUCUACGGCAGAGCGCAGAGUGAUGAAAAAGCAAGUGGUUAGGAAGAUAAGGGCUUCCCUUAAAGGCCAUAAAUUUGAAGGUCAGAUUUUAGGAGCUGUUGAUGCUUGUGUAUCUGAGGGCUCAAAAUCAGGUAGCAGCAGCAGCAGUGGUAGCAGUAGUCGUAGACACAAAAGGUCAUAA
Messenger RNA from Prunus armeniaca (apricot), 3156 nucleotides. The record is from the annotation of a GenBank genome assembly. Lineage: Eukaryota; Viridiplantae; Streptophyta; Magnoliopsida; Rosales; Rosaceae.